Molecule: messenger RNA, 2818 nt
Organism: Mya arenaria
Lineage: Eukaryota; Metazoa; Mollusca; Bivalvia; Myida; Myidae
Product: monocarboxylate transporter 12-like
Exons: 8
Coding region: 547-1788 (413 amino acids)
Biological process (GO): monocarboxylic acid transport; transmembrane transport
Molecular function (GO): monocarboxylic acid transmembrane transporter activity
Source: RefSeq, a predicted model, not a curated record
UCCUUGAUUUGUCAAUUACAUGAUUUGGAUAUAAUCUUGUGAUGUUAUGUAAAUGUCGUUAAGAGUUUUACAAGUGAAUGAGUAAAUAAAGUAGAAUUGUGAUUGAAAAGCGAUACAAAGGAGAAUAUUUCAAGCUGUGUAAUAAAAUAAUAAUAUUAAAAAUGAUUGCACAUCUAAAGUUUAAUUGUGGAUUUACAAUUCGUGCACAAGUUGUUGAGAAAUUUCUACAAUAUAAUUUCGUUUAGGUGUAUUUGUUCAUUUGAGCGUACAUGUAUACAUCAUACAUGCAUGUACUUAUAGCAGCCUGGAAAAACUUGCAGUAAACUAGAUAAGGCAGGCAGCUACUAAGCCAAAGAAGCAUAUUUUCACGGACACCAAUAGCAUGUAAUUUAGACAGAAGGCCUGAAUGAAUCUUUAGCACCUUCAAGGAUAUGUAAAGUGAGUAAAGGAAUGGAAUCGUAAUUAGUGGUCGAACAAGGGAUCACCACUGGGAAAUUGGUUCUUCAAGAACGGUGAUUAAUAAUUCGAAUUAACAACCGUGCAGGCAUGGUGACGUCACGGGCACCUGACGGAGGAUGGGGAUGGGUAGUGUGCGCUGCGACAUUCUUCAUUGGUUUCAUUACAGACGGGCUGUUAUAUUCAUUCGGCGUCAUCAAUGUAGAGCUUCUUGAGUACUUCGGUUCGUCAAGGGGUAGUACGGCUUUCAUUGCAUCAAUAUGCACAAGUAUUACCUUUCUAAUAGGUCCAAUCGUGUCAAUGCUUGUCAACAAAUUUGGAUGCAGAUCGGUUGCAAUAUCCGGGGCCUUGAUAACAUCUGCCAGUCAUCUCAUCAGUGUGUUUGCUUCAAGUUUGCAGUUCUUGUAUUUCUCAUUAGGAUUUCUUAACGGAAUUGGCUACGGGCUUAUCUACCUACCAUCGAUUGUUUGUGUAGCGUCGUACUUUGACAAACGACGAGCACUUGCAACAGGAAUAGGAGUCAGCGGUUCUGGAAUAGGAACUUUCGUAUUUAGCCCAGUUACAAGUCUACUUGUUCAGAAAUACGCUUGGCAAGGGGCAAUUUUAGUGCAUGCUGGACUGCUUCUUAACUGCAUCGCCUGUAGUCUUGUGCUUUUACCUCUGGAGAAACGAGAGACUGAUAACGAAAAGAAAUCUGAACAGGAAACUGCAGUAAAUAGGCGUGCACAUAUCGAAAAAAGCCAACCUAGCAACGACGCUUUUAUCGAACUACGGCCAAAGAGUCCGACAAUAAAGACAUUCUGUGAUCAUACCUCAAACAUAUCCACUGACAUAAUUGUUACCCUACCUGAAAAACAAGGCCUUUUAGAGCAAAAUGACUACAAUGGUCACAUUUGUACGACCAAGAAAACCAGUACUGAUCUGUCAAUAAAUGACAAGGGGAAAUCCACGUGUUCAUGGACUCAUCCGAUCUUACGAUGUAUUGCCAGUUUUAGGCGACAUUUUGAUUUUGGUAUAUUUAAGCUUGUGCCUUUUAAUCUGUUUAUGGUAUCAUCAUUCUUGAAGAAUCUCGGAUAUUAUGUUCCAUAUAUAUACCUUCCAGACACCGCCAUAGAAUUUGGUAUUGACGAACUGGAAGCUGCCUGGCUUCUCUCGAUAGUUGGUAUUACCAACACGGUUGCACGUGUCCUGUUUGGCUUCCUGUCGGACCGGAAGUGGGUCAAUCGGCUCUUUUUAUGCAACACGGCUCUUGUUAUCUGCGGCUGUUCCACUGUGGUUGCAUCCUUUAUGACGUCCUUCUGGUCUCUUGUCGUAUACUCGGCCUUAUUUUGAGCGUUCAGUGGCGGAACUGUCUCACUCACCUCAGUAUUACUGAUAGAUAUUGUCGGCAUUGAGAAGCUGUCAGACGCUUUUGGAAUGAUAAGCUUUAGCUCAGGAAUAGCAGUGCUCGCCGGUCCACCGAUAGCUGGUUGGCUUUACGACAUCUCAGGAAGUUACUUGGUUCCUUACGUUGGGGCAGGCGUAACUAUAGCAGCAAGUGGCGCCAUCUUAUGUAUUAUUCCUUUAGUUGAAAAAGAGUCUGCUUUAAAGUAGCAAUACACACAACAAUAUUCCGGUGUUAUGUGAGUUCUGACAAACUGUUUUAUUAAAAAUAUUAUCAUUACAAUAUUUGUUUUAUAUUAUAAAGAUUGAUCAUAUUCGUUAUUGAUCAUAUUCUUACUGAAAGGUGUGCUAGUUGAUAAAUGCAUUAUUUAUAUCAUGUAUGGUAUGACGAUGUAUGCAGUUUUAAUCGGUUUCAUGUUUAUAAAUAAAUCCCAAAACAUAUUUAUAAGAACAUACCAGUAACAGUUACAUUAGAACAACAUUGAAUAUUAUAUAAAUAUUGCAUGGCUUCCAGUGUGACAGUACAUAUUGUCAACAUGAGGGAAAUACUGUUACCCGAGGCCUCGAGUUCUGUAAUUAUUUCAGUAACAAUAGAUCUAAAAAUGUAACAAAAGACACAACAUGUAUUGAUAAUAACAGAUUGUACAACAAAUCAGCAUAUUCACUGACAUAAAUUUUAAAACAAAAUAUCAUUUAAACAAUAACCACAUUUAAUAAGAAUAGUUAAAGCUGCACUCUUACAGAUUGACCGUUUUGACCGUUUUUUUUGUCUUAGAAUGAGGCAUUUUAUGCGUAAAUGUAUUGAAACUAAUGAUACAAGAUUGCUGAUGAAAUAUCAGAUUCCAGUUCUUCAUAUUGGCGAUCGAAAAUUGAUGUUUUAUGGCUAAAAGUUCUACUGAAGCUUUAAGAAAAAUGUAAUUUUGGCGGUUUUCCAAAUAAAUGAGAUCUGUUCUAUUGUGAGGUAUCUUAUAUCACUGCA